AUGCUUGUUCCUCCAAGCAUCAAGCCAUACAACGAGCCCGAGUCGCAGACCGUAGGCGAUCACGGUGUAGGCGUCUUGUCCCAAAGAGACUUCAUCUACCGGCACAACAUCGCGCACAGGGCUAUAGCGCUGCCCAACAUCAUGAAGGGCGUCUGGUUGAUACUCCCCGACGAUUACCACCCGUGCGGAGCCGUGCGGAUGCAUCGCUCCCCAGCCGGCGUCUACGACGUUGUUGCUGUGUCACUUCCUCGAAUCGACUAG
Messenger RNA from Trametes versicolor FP-101664 SS1, 261 nucleotides. RefSeq lists its product as uncharacterized. The record is from RefSeq and is a predicted model, not a curated record. The transcript has 2 exons. The coding region runs from base 1 to 261 and encodes 86 amino acids. Lineage: Eukaryota; Fungi; Basidiomycota; Agaricomycetes; Polyporales; Polyporaceae.